UAAUUAUUCCAAUACACUCCAUCGUUUCUACCAAGAUGUUGUUGAGAGUACUUGCUUUAAUAAGCACAGUCCUGGUUUUGAGUAGUGCCACUUACUACAAGCCACCCCGAAGAUGUCCUAGUGGCUGGUAUCUUCAUGGAAGAAGUUGUUAUUUUUUCUGUCGCACGCAAGUUAAUCAGAAAACUGCCUCAGAUAUUUGCGAGAAAAAGGGAGGUUACCUGGCAAGAAUAGACAAUAUUGCAGAGGACAACUUCCUGAAACAGCAGGCAAAAUCUCUCAGUAUUGCCGGAAAAGGAAGCUAUUGGAUUUCACCGGUAUGUAAGAAACGAGUUUAUCAAUACAAAUGCUCAUGGAAACAUGAAUCUAAUAAUAAGGCCGUGACCUAUGAAGGAUGGUACAGCUAUGAACCAAACAGUAACCAGAAAUGUGCAGUACUGUAUUGUGGGUACAGAUACUCUUGGAAUGAUUUCAACUGUAAUGAUAAAGCUUACUACAUCUGUGAAAAACAAGUACCAUCUCCAGUAAUUCCGCGGCCGAUCCCUCGACCUCUUCCGAGACCUUAUCAAAAACCACUUAUUAAACCUAGACCAAAGAGUUAUCCCGACUCUGACUCGUCAGAUUCAUCUGAAAAGAAAGGACCAAAGAAGUACAGAAAAUCGGGCAAAAAAAGCAGUAGCAGCUCAAGUGAUGAAAAGAAGAAAAUAAAAUCAUAUAGAAAAAAAUCUGGCAGCGGUGGAAACUCCAAAACAAGAUACAACAAAAAAUCGAGCGGUAGCAGCUCAAGUGAAGAAAAGAAGAAAUUAAAAUCAUACAGAAAAAUAUCUGGAAGUGGUGGAAACUACAAAGAUGGAAAUACCAUAACAAGAUAUAACAAAAAAUCUAGCGGUUCUAACAGCAGCGAAAAAUGGGGUGGAGGCAAAAGUAAAAGAAGAUACAACAAAAAAUCAAGCAGCAGCAGUUCCAGUAGUGAUGAAAAGAGUGGCGGGAAAAAGUCGUAUUCAAAGAAAAUACCGUCUCCACCUCAACCACAACCUCGUCCUCUUCCUCCAAAACGAUAUUAG
Molecule: messenger RNA, 1061 nt
Organism: Mytilus californianus (California mussel)
Lineage: Eukaryota; Metazoa; Mollusca; Bivalvia; Mytilida; Mytilidae
Product: macrophage mannose receptor 1-like
Exons: 5
Coding region: 36-1061 (341 amino acids)
Molecular function (GO): signaling receptor activity
Source: RefSeq, a predicted model, not a curated record